GUAAACUUGAAAGCGUCAACAGAAACAUCCAAUUUGAAAAUCUAACGAGUUACGUGAUGUUUAUUUGUAAUAAAAGUAGUAUUAAAUUAGUGUAGGACCUAGUAUCUUGAUCUUAUGUUAACGUGAUUGUGGAAAUGAAUGAAAAUAAACAACGUUUAAUUCACAAUUUUGUGGAUGAAACAGUGAUGGUUACACCAAAACCAAAUGCGUGUUCUACAGUAGAAAAGAAGAAUAAGUUUAAAAAAGGAGAUACAAAGGUUACACAUGAUUGGGAAGAUGCGGCAAGGUCAUCAAGUGAAUCCUUGGGCAUCUUGUCUCUUAAUGAUGUUCGUGUAGAUAGCAAUACUUUAGAAGACUGUGACAGUAAGAGAUAUUCCGAAUUUGACAAACAAAAGCGACUAGCAUUGAACUUGUUGAAUAGGACUCAAAAUGUUGGGAAAUUACCAUCACAGUAUUUAGUACCAUCCUCAACAAUUAAAAAGACUAACAGUAAAAUGGAAACUGAUGAAAGCACAAUAAAUGAGUCUGACAUACAUAAAUUAUUAGAGCAAGCUGAUUCGAAAAAUUCGAUUAGCGAUUUCAGAGAGUUACCUCAGUCAAUUUCAUCAAUUUUUAGUGUUAGUAAAAUGUCUGAAUUGUUUGGAAGAAGUAAACCAUCAGAAUUUACACCACAUGAGAAUUCAACUCCACGUACUUCCCAGUUCUCAGGAGAAUACAGUAAAAAAUUAGCAGAAAUUACAAAUGAAAUAGUAAAUACUGACAUUAGCAUGUCUGAAGUUUUGAAAGAUUUUCGAGAAUUUGAUACAUGUUUGUCAGAAUAUCCACAAGUAAGUGAUAUAAGCAAUGGUUCAUUUGUUCCAUCAGAACUAGCUAUUGAAAGACUUAAAGCAGAUGAAUUGGCCUGGAUGAAAGAGCAUGGUUCUUUAGUACUUAAUGAUCUCAAAAUUUCUGAUAUUAGUUCCUUUAUAAAAUCAGGAAAUGAUGAUAGUGGAAAAAUUUCUGAAUUCUUCUUAAAGAAGUCAGAAAAUAUAAGCAACCUUAACUUAAAUCCCAGUCCUGAAAAGCAAAAUGAACCUUAUCCUUUAAUAGACACAACAGGAGAAACAACUGAUAAUGUAAUGGUAAAUAAUAGCAAUAAAAACAGUGAAGCUGUAGAUGAAACUUUUAAUGUGGACACCCUUAGUCAGGAAAUUCAGAAGAUGAUUUCUUCCAAUGAUGAUACAGUACAUGUUCUUAGUAUGAUUUGUAAAAAAGGGUUUACCAAAAACAAAGAUGAAGAUGAUAAUGUUGAAUCUUUAAAAGCAGAAAAGCAAGAACGGAAAAACGAAGCUAUUCUAGAACAAGAAUAUUCCAAAGUCAAAAAGGAUAGUUCUUCCAAAUUUUCAUUGCAGAAUACCCCCAAUAAAAUGAAAAAGAGUCCUACAAAGAAAUCUUUACCGACAUCACCUCUAUGUGAAAGCAAUAAAAUUGAAGGCAGGCAUUCACAUAAAUAUGCAAGGGAUUCUCAACGAUAUAGCCAUUUCCCUGGCGAUGACGUAAAAAAAUAUCUAAAUAGAGCAUUUGUGAAAUUGCCACAUACGUUUCCUGAAAAACAUCGUAAUUCAACUUCACUCGCUCCUACGACAAUAAAUAAAUAUUCUAACGAAAAAGAAAAUAAUAGUAAUAAUCGCAAAUGUGCAGAACCCCUUACUAGAGAUACGAAUGCAAAAUCUAGUAAAUUGCAGUACAGUCUCUCAAAAGAUCGAAUUUUGGAAGAAUAUUGCAAUUUUACUUCACAAAAUCCUCAGAAUCAUGAGAAAAAGGAAAGGCAUGAGAAAAUUGAAAAACGUACUGAAAAUGUAGAUUAUUUGGAAAUUCCAACUAUAGACUUUUUUCAAAAUAAGAAUCCUUCCAAAAGUCGUACUCCUGAAAAAAAAUCUCAAUCGCAAACGCUCGAUACAGAAAUAGGUCCCGAAGGACAAAAAAUCUCUUUCAAAAGUAACAGUCCGACAAAUGAAUUAAGAAGUUUCUCUCCAAACUCUUGUUAUUCAGGAAUUUCUGAUGAUAAAAGUUCUCGAGGAUCAGUUAGAUCUGGAAGCAGUUUAGAUAAUUUACCUGAUGGCAAAUUGCCAAUCGAAAGCUCGCAUAUCGAACUGAUUUGGGGUUGCGUUAAAGUUGGUAAAAAAUCUACUCAAGAGUUCCUAUUAAGAAAUCGUUCUCAUCAAAAAUUACGUCUCGAAGCGUCUGUAACAGGAUCCAGUUUCAAAAUAUCGAGAGACAAACAUGAUUCUGAACUUCGUACUAACAUACAACUUAUUUUGUAUCCAAAAGAGUCCCGAACAAUAAGCGUUUCUUUCUUUCCAACGUCUAUAGGUUCUGCAGCAGAACAGCUAAACUUUUAUCCUGCCGAUAAAUCACUUCAUUCCCAGUAUACCUCAAAACAAAUGAUAUGGCUUUUUGGUUAUGGCGGACACGCUAAUGCUGAACUGCAAAAUAUUACGAAAGACACCAGAGGCAAAUAUUGGUUAUCUUUGGGAAACAUUAAUGAAAGCAAUGAUUACAUUAAAACAUUCGAAAUUAAAAAUGUAGGCCCUCUUUCAAGUUUUAGCAUAUUUGAAGUAGAAAGUAGAGGACUGAGAAAGUAUUCCAAUAUUAAUGUGAACCCUUCCCAUGUUGUGAUAAGACCCAAUGAAGUAGUAGAAGUUUCUAUAAGUUUUUAUCCUAAUAAAGAUGAUUUUAAACAAAUUAUGGAAUUGAUGAACAGAGAGGGAGUUGAACUGGCUCACAUAAAUAUUAUUAGUGGCCCUGAACCUCUAAGAGGGCGAAUAAGGAGACUGAGGAAAAAAAUAUCAGAACAAAUGGGUGCUGUACCUGAUUAUCCUAUAGUACAAACAUUAGCCGUUGCCUUUCCAGGUGAGCAAAUUCCUCGUGAUAUCUCGCGAUGUAAAGAAAGCCCCACAGCCAUGAAGGAGCUCCUUAAACACUUGUCACAUAAAGAAAUAGUAAUCACAAUGGAACAGGAUAUUGACCAAACAAUUGUAGGAAAUUUAAGAUGUCUUGAUGACUCUUCCCACUUUUAUUCUUUGUGUCAAAAUGAUAGAACACUAACAGUUUUUGAAACAACUUCCCGCCAGUUUGGCAAUUUUGGUAUAGAGCCCGAUAAAUUAUUUUUGACUCCCCCUAAGAAAAUAGAAGAUUCAUUUUUGAUUACAUGUGAAAGGAAUAGAGAGAUUUAUUUUGAAAUUAUCCCAGACGAUCAGGAUUUACUGCAAUGCAAUCCACAAAGUGGAACCGUUUUGUCAAAUGAGCCUGCACUUGUUGUCAUACGUUGCAAUGUUAGUAAAAUUGAUCGACCUCUAAUUUUAUCAAAAGUUAAAGUUUAUGUAGAGAAUGAAGUCACCGAAGUUCUGGUGAAAAUUGUUGUAAUACAAAAUCUAAAAACACCUGCUAAUUACGCCAUAUAGUUAUUAUUAUUUUUUAUUCUAAUGUGUUCUGAUAAUUGCAUUUAUAUGUUCUAAAUUGUUUUCUGGGAAAAUUUAAUAAAAAACAUUCGUAUUU
Messenger RNA from Agrilus planipennis (emerald ash borer), 3537 nucleotides. RefSeq lists its product as uncharacterized. NCBI's taxonomy places the organism in Eukaryota, Metazoa, Arthropoda, Insecta, Coleoptera, Buprestidae. The transcript is spliced from 3 exons. Bases 135 to 3443 code for a protein of 1102 amino acids. The record is from RefSeq and is a predicted model, not a curated record.